AUGAGAACGCGUUCGAUUGUUUUAUCAAUCAUCAAUUACAUGCAUACUAAUACGGGAAUUUAUCCAUAUGAUUUUCACAAAUUCUACUAUCAAGGCAUACUGCAAGGCUCACGAACUAGCUGUUGCGUGGUUAUAGCAGUCAUUUUUAUAAUUUUUGUGCUCUUCAACAUUACACUAUUUACCUUUGGCGAUCAGCAUGUAGUGGCGAAAUACAAUCAUCUCAAUCUCAUCAUCAAUGUAGUCUUCACGUACAUGACGCCCAUAGCGAUGUUCACCGAUGAGAUUACGGCCAUGCGUAACCAGAAACUGUUGCCUAAACUCUUUGCACGCAUUGAUUAUGUGGAUGAGGACCUGGGUCAACUCGGCAUAACAGUGAAUAAUAAACGCGUGUAUCGUCGCAUUUGGCUAAUGAUCGUAUUGACUUUUGUUUGCGAGUUUUAUAUGUUCUUUGCUAUGAUGUGGCUGAUAGUCGAUGAAUUCGAAUGGUUCAAUGUGCUCUGGAUCUUUACCUCGAUACCGACGAUUUACAAUUCAUUGGACAAAAUAUGGUUUUUGGGCAUUUUGUUGGGUUUGAGGGAUCGUUUUGAAGCCAUCAAUACAGCGUUGGAUGAUAUAACUGAGGAAAUAGAGAAAAAUAACUUGCAAAAGCGAAAAGGACUGGUCUAUGAGCAGAGUGUUGGUGUUGGCGAGUUGAUGCUGCAUACGUCACUGUCAGUGGGAUCAGAGCGGAUUUCUGACAUCAAAUUGGAACGACUGGUAUGUAAUGCCUUCGGUGAAUUGGUGUGCGAACGUGAGUCAAACAAAAGCGCCGCUGUAAUUGUGAGCUAUGAAAAUUCGUCAUAUAAUUUCGCUGCUUUACAAGAACGUUUCAUAAGCUUGUGUCAGCUGCACGAUAGCAUUUGUCGAAUUGCCCAGCAACUUAAUCAACUCUGGGCCUAUCCGCUAUUGGUAUUGAUGGCAUUUGGCUUUGUUUUUAUUACGUCACUACUCUAUUUUGCCUACUGCGCCACGUGGAAUCAGAGCAUACCGCUGAUUUUUAGCCCCGCCAAAAAUAUAUACACUUCAUUCAUUGUGAUCGGCUACAUUGCUGGCAAGUGCGUUUCGCUGAUGUUUUUCAGUUGGCAGACAACGCAGGCGUCGCGUCGUGCUGGCAUUUGUCUGCAUAAGUGUGGCGUUGCCGCCGAUACCAAUGAGGUUUAUGAAAUUGUUAAUCAUUUGUCGUUGAAGCUCUUGAAUCACGAUAUAAACUUCUCGGCUUGUGGAUUUUUCAAACUGGACAUGGGCACUUUAUAUGCGGUUUGUGGCGCCAUUACCAGCUAUCUGAUAAUACUCAUCCAAUUUAAUAUGGCUGGGGAACAAGUGAGGAUUUCUAAGGAGCUUGCUGCUGCGAAUGAGAGCACCGCAUUGACUUUGGCUGCUGAAAAUUAUACCGUUAUGCCUUUGCAAACCACAAUGGAGGUUCAUUAA
This is a messenger RNA of Ceratitis capitata (Mediterranean fruit fly), 1467 nucleotides long. Its product is annotated as gustatory receptor for bitter taste 66a-like. Bases 1 to 1467 code for a protein of 488 amino acids. Gene Ontology annotation, cellular component: membrane; axon; neuronal cell body. The transcript has 7 exons. The record is from RefSeq and is a predicted model, not a curated record. Lineage: Eukaryota; Metazoa; Arthropoda; Insecta; Diptera; Tephritidae. Gene Ontology annotation, biological process: sensory perception of taste.